CGGUGCUGAUGAGAGUGAAGAAACACACACGCUCGCUCAGUGAUGCUGUCGUCUGGACAACAACAUCCAGUAGAGAAACAAAAGGUCGAUAGAUGCUGUGAAAAUGAGAAAGGUGCAAAACUAAAGCAAAGCUAAUAGAAAAGCACCCAGUGCGUGAAACACACGGAUUCAUAUAAUAUUACGAUUUCAUUAAGUAGUUUACAUUGAGAAACAAAGAGAAGCGCUUUACCGCAGCGUUUGCUGUCAAAGAGGAAGUAAAACGCUUGACAUCUUUCAGAGUGGAAAACUCUUUUUGACACAGUGGCUGUCAUGGACUCAGAAGAUGAACCAUUGUUGCUCCAGGGUACCUGGAACGUAAGCGAUUUUGAGGAAGAAGGUGAAGAGGAGGAAGAAACUGGAGAGACGGAACGAGCCAAUGGAGCAGAGCAGGUCUGUAGAGGGGUGUGGUGGGCUUUGGGCUGGGUGUACACACAGCCCUGGGCAAGUGGGCUAGUUCUGGCGGUGGGCUUUCUGGUGCCAUUCGGCCUCUCGGCUUAUAUGUUCCUUUGGUGUGAACCAUUAGACAUUGACCUUUCCUACAGUGCCUUUGAGGUCAGGAGUCAUUCCUCAGCUGAGCGUUUCGAUGCUCUUACCAUUGCACUGAAAAGUCAACUGGGGUCUUGGGACAGGCACAGACGGGACGCUGACGGAUUUGACCUUGAAGCCGACGCUCUAAGAGACCUUUUGUUGCUCAUGGUAAACAGGCAGGAAAGGAAGGACAAAAUAGCAAAUGUUACAAACCCUACAGGGAUCUUAAGUACAGAAUCGACCAAGACAGAGUCGCACAAUGAAAACAAAGGGUUUGGUAAUGAGAAACAUAGCAACUUCACAAGCCCUAAAAUAGCACAAAGGAUCACCUCCAGUGGCGAAAACCACAGGAAAGCCAACUCGACCCUAAUCAGGAAGCGAAGAUUUGCAAGCUACUACCUCCAGACUCAGGCCCUGUGGAGGAUAGAGCUGGUUUUUGUAGCUCAGGGUGACGAGGAUAACAACAUCUUCACCCCUGAACGGCUUUACACCAUCCACCAUGUGGAGAGACUUUUAAUGCAGCACCCGCAGUUUCAGCGAUUCUGUUGGAAGCCAUUGGAGGCUUUACGAGAUUUGCCCCUGGGACCCUCCUUUUGCUCUCCUCCAAGCUCUCUUCUGUCUUAUUUGUUUCCCACUGAGCGUGCAGGGAAGAUCUACUAUGACGGCAUGGGACCUGAUCUAGCCGAUAUGCACGGUGCCCUGAGCUUGGCAAUCACCCAUCCCCAGUUUUACUGGUAUGUGGAUGAGACCCUUACACCAGACAGACUUCAAUCAUCUCUUCUUCGAAGUGAGAUCCAUUUCGGGGCUCCUCUCCCCUCAUUCUACUCUCUUCAAGACAGACCUCUAGAACAGAGACGUCAGUUUAGAGACUUUGUGGUGCAAUAUGCUAACAUCUUGUCACAGCAAUCGACCAGUAAAGUGAAAGUGCUGUACGGGGGCACAGAGUUAUUUGAUGAUGAGGUACGAAAGACCUUCCACAGUGAUAUGAUGCUGGCUUUGUUCAGCGGCGGCUGCAUCGCUGUGCUCGUGUAUGUUUUAACGUCAUUUUCCGUGUUUUUGACGUUCUUUGGCUUGGCUAGUAUUGGUCUGAGCUGUCUGGUGGCACUCUUCCUGUACCAUGUGGUGUUUGGAGUGAAAUAUCUCGGCAUUCUCAAUGGAGUGGCAGCCUUUGUCAUCAUCGGAAUUGGUGUGGAUGAUGUGUUCGUGUUCAUAAGCACCUUCAGACAGGCAGCCCACCUGACUUGUUCAAUCCAGCGUAUGAUUUACACGGUGAAGACAGCCGGCAGAGCUACGUUCCUCACGUCCUUCACAACAGCAGCAGCAUAUGCUGCCAACACUUUCUCACAGAUUCCAGCGGUUCAUGACUUUGGUCUGUUCAUGUCCCUCAUUGUGAGCUGCUGCUGGCUUUGGGUGUCCAUUCUAAUGCCUGCAGCCCUUUGCAUCUGGACCCGAUGUAGAAGUGCCCACAGCAAUGCCUGUUCCAAAUGGUGGAAUACUCUAACUAAACUAUCAGCCAGCCCGAACCCUCUCUCAGAUGAUGACGAUGUUGCACUCAUAACUGCAGAAAUGGAUCCAGGUCUGUAUGAUUCAGAUUCAGAUGUCGCCCUGCUGUCUCUCUCUGUAGAAGCCCCAUUAACCGCGUCCACCGAGGGCAGUGUUGGGAUUGUCAGUGCUCGCCUUCAGAGGAUCCUGAAACACUGGGUGGCCGAGCCUGUCGUGGAGAAACGAAAAACUAUAAUAGGUGUGUAUGUUCUGAUUCUGUUGGGUUCUGUGUGGUGCUGUUGUCUCCUGCGGCCCGCCAGUCACGCCCCCGUGCUCUUCCACCGGGACACAAACCUGCAGCGACUCCUGGAUCUCCGCAGUAACCUGAGCGCCCAAGGGAUUUCCUGCCAUAUGUGCUCAGGUGUUUUUAUGGAGCGACCUCAUAAUCUCCACAGUGCUGCUGACUCCACAAGUUCAGCCUCAGGAAAACAUCCCACGAUUCCUUCAACCCAGACGAAACCAGCGUCCAACAGCACAGCACAGACACAGACAGGUGGUCUCCUCACUGUGUAUGUCUCCAAACUGGAUCUCGGUUCUCCUGCUCCUGUAUAUCGCUAUUCACUGAGUGCCAAUGUACCUGCACCUUGGCAAGCAUCAUCAGGAGGGCAGGGGGAUGUGCCAUUCUUUCAGGCCUACAGAAGUCCCCAUAGCAACUUCAGCACGCGGAUGACCGUGUGCGUUUCUCACGCCUAUCACCCCCGCCCGCGAUGGAUGCUUACUUUACGGUCAUGUGACGGCAGCCGACGCUGGAUGGCAGAGUUUGAGUUCUUUGUGGCUUUGGCCGAGCAGCAACACAGCAGGAAGCUGUAUUUUGCCCAGCACACGAUCAGCCCGUAUGCCAGUCGAGUGUGUGAGGGACCACCGGGCUGUGUGUUCAGCUCAGGUCCUGAUGGACCCACUCAGGGCAGUUUCUAUGCUCCACUGCCUGCAGUCACUCAGGUUAAGGUCUCCAAGACGUUUGGGUUUAACCCUUGCAGUGGAGGUGGUUGUGGGAAACCAGCAGUGCGCCCUCUAGUGGACACUGGAGCCAUGGUGUUUGUGGUUUUCGGUAUACUGGGGGUCAACCGUACUCAAGGCUCAGACAAUCAUGUUAUUGGAGAUCUGGGCAAUGUGAUGUAUGAUCCAGACUUUGAUCUCUUUAAUGAAAUCGGACACUUGUGCAAGCUGUGCAAAGCCAUCAGUGCCAAUACCAAGCUGGUGAAACCUGGUGGAGCUCAGUGUUUACCAUCAGGUAAUAGUCUCACAUCAAUUCUGCCCUUGCUUCAUCCUGAAUGUCACUCUCUUCCCGAGCCCAACCUUUUGCCCGGUCAGCUAUCCCAUGGUGCAGUGGGCAUGCAGGGCGGAAGAGUGCACUGGAUAUCUAUGGCUUUUGAAUCAACCACCUACAAAGGAAAGUCUUCGUUUCAGACUCACUCUGAUUUCCUCCAAUGGGAGAGCUUCCUGCAUAAACAGCUUGCAUCAAUCCCAGCUUCAUCUUCCUUGAGGCGAGGGUUUCAGACCUGUCAGCACUGGAAACAGAUCUUCAUGGAAAUCAUAGGUGUGGAGAGCGCCCUCUACAGUCUGCUGCUGUCUCUUGCCAUUUGCAUAGCAUCAGUAGCCCUCUUUACUGCUCAUCCACUUCUGUUGCUGCCCAUCCUGCUGAGCAUUCUGGGUAUGGUUUGCCUGGUGGUGGCUGUGAUGUAUUGGCUUGGCUGGGAGAUGGGUGCAGUAGAAGCUAUCUCACUCUCUAUAUUGGUGGGUUCUUCAGUGGACUACUGCUUACAUCUAGUGGAAGGUUAUCUACUGGCUGGAGACACUGUGGCAUCAGGACUGGAUCAUAGUUCGGAGUCGUCCAUCAAACGGCAGCUGAGGACCAUUGAAGCAGCGAAUCACGUUGGGGUUGCAAUAGUGUCCAGUGCUGUAACCACAGUGAUUUCGACCAUUCCACUCUUUUUCUGUGUCAUCGUGCCUUUUGCAAAGUUCGGUCAGAUCGUGGCCAUCAACACAGCCAUCUCCAUCGUGUUCACGCUGACGGUGACUACCGCUCUUCUGGCGACAAUGGGACCACCCGACUUCACUCGACCCCCUCAAGCCGUGCUUAAAUCCGCUGUGGUUGUCCUCAUAGUGGGUGCCUGCGGUGGUCUCUUGUGGUGGACUGGAUCACAGUUUGCUCCUGGCAGACUGAUAUAACGGUGGUAUCAACAAAUACAAAUCGUGUUUUCGUGGUUCCAGACAAACUUUAGAUGGACUGAGGGAUGCGCAACAGUGAUUUAUUUGUUAUAUGUUGAGAUAUGAGUACAAAGAACAGAAACUUUUAUUAGGAUUCACUGUACUUUGGGAACAAUAUGAUAUCAAGUGUUUAAAUGUGGCACACUGUCAAAAUGAGGAAAUGUAUGUAAAUAUUGUAGUUAACUGUCAGUAUAAAGGUAGCAUUUUGUUAUCAGUUUUGAGUAUCAUGUAAGGUAGGUCAGUCUGUCAGGGGUUUACAUUUUAUGUUAACGUGCAACUAAAAAGAACAGAUUAUUGUGUUUAGUUUUUAUUCAGAGUGAUUCCAAGGGGAACAUGAGGAUAUGAAGUGUGAUCUCGCCCUGAGGUUUACAGUAUAAAUCUGAAUUCUGUGAAUUCCUACAUUGGGGAAAACCAGAACCAUGGGAAAAAACAAGACUAGAUUUAAACUCUACUGUACUCAUUAUGUUCUAAAAGAUUUGUGUUUUUUUAAUUUCUCUUAUAUUAUUUUCUUAUUUUGGGAUUUCUCCCAUAAACAUAUUGCCAUACUGUAUAUGUGGGACUAAAUGGGUAAUUCUCACAAAAUCCGGACUUAGAAGGUGUCUAGUAUCAGAUUUUUUUAAAGCCAUUGAAGUCAAUUUUUUGGCACAUAUAAGAUUAAGGUCUCCUAUAGAAUUAUUUAAUUUUUUUUAGAUUAUCAUUAUCAAAAAUUAUCAUUACCGCAACAUGAUAUUACAUUAAAUAUAUGCAUUCACAAACUCAUGUUUCGGUAAUGAGAACUAAAAAGUUGUCUAGGUACUAUGACAAACAAAAUUUCAACUUUUAUCUGAAGAGAAAAAUAAGAACUGCUUACCUGGUAGCCAUCUUGAGUGUCACAGUCAAUUAUGUCCCUUCCCAAAAUUUCCACAAUUCUUUUUGAAAAUGUUAAUUCCUUGAGGGCUUAAACAAUGAUUGAAAAUUGUUGCGGAGGAUGAGAAAAUGUUUCUUGGACACAUUUAUAUUCCUUUUUAUUGUCUCCAAUGAUCACCAAACACCACAUGUUUCUAACAUGCACUAUAGCAUUUUUUUUUAUAUAAAUAUUUCCAUGUCAAAGAAUCCAAAUCCAGUCAUGGACACAUUGCGGUAAUGAAAAAUUUACCCUUAAAUGUGAAAAAAACAACAAAAUUGAUUUGUAUGAUGUAAUUUGAAAUCAUGCACAAAAGAGUACAUGACGAGAUGUUUGUAACUGUAUGCUGCUUAUUUUGAUACUCUUACUUUGGAUUUAAUUUUUGUAUCAAAAUGUUUCAUGACACCUCAUAAGUCUAAUUUCGUGAGAAUCACCCAAAUACACAAAAUGACGUUUUUUAACAAUGCAAUAUGGGCUCUUUGAGAAAAUGCAUUACUACAGGACGAUUGUGGUACCGAGUGGGACAAUAUGGCAGUUUAUAUUAACUCUGUCAAAGCUGAUUUAUAAGCAUCAUGUGAUUAACCAAUCAAAAUGUAGAAAUGCUUCGCCUUUUGUCUAAGCUUUGUGUGACCCCAGGAAAUGAGAAAAUCAAUGCAAUGUGGCUUUAAAACAUCAUAUUGUUUUUUUUCUAUCUUUCCCCUUGAAGUGUACAGUAUUAUAUGUUGCCAAACUGUAUGUGACCCUGUCUGUGAAAUCCAGUCUAAAGUCUCAAGUUUGAUUUCACAUUGAUGUCAAUGUCUGACGUGACCUUACUCAGUCAAUAUUAAAGAGAUCUAGGUUAUAUUUGCACAAAAUGUUGUUUACAUUAUGUAAACUGAUAUUAUGUAGAAAACAGUAAGUCAGACAACAUAACUUCAGCUAGGUUUUUACAGGCAGUGUCACAAAUGUCUACACCGCAUCAUACCAGGAUUGACAAACAAAUGAUGUUUAAGGAGAAGCACGAAAAUACUUUUUUUGUAGUAGUUUGACCAUGUACAUAUAAUAAACCAACCAAACCUGAUUAGUUUAUAGAGAUUACAGCACCAAUGUUACUGUAUUUCAGAGUGGAAUAUGUAAAAGCUUUGUUUUUUCUGUGAAACUUCAAGAUAUUGACUUUUGUAUGAAACUGUAAAGUCAUUGUAAAUGUCA
Molecule: messenger RNA, 6388 nt
Organism: Misgurnus anguillicaudatus (oriental weatherfish)
Lineage: Eukaryota; Metazoa; Chordata; Actinopteri; Cypriniformes; Cobitidae
Source: RefSeq, a predicted model, not a curated record